AUGGGCAGCAUACGAUCUUGGUCUUUUGCGGCCGCUUCUACUACCAUACUCGUGGCUGACUCUGCAGUUGCAACGACAGAUGGGAUCUCGACUUGUGGGGAAACCUGGAUGGCUGUAAAUGAUGUGACCAUCGGGGAUGGUACUGAUCACCGGUCCGGGUUCAACUCCGCUGUUGACCGGUUCUGCUCCAGCUCCGAUGUCGACGGUGCGACUGUUAAGGAGGACGGGUAUCUGUCUAUGGCUACUGAAACUUUCCUGAGCGGAGGGAAAGAUCCAUCGACUUACGGUCUUCUUGGCUUCUUGAAAUCCACAACCAGAAGAGCUCGGAUCACAAAGUUGACUGUCGGUUCAUCCCACCUCCCGGAAAGGGCCAAGUACUCAUUGUCACCAGCAACAAAAUGCAAGAAUUAUCUGAAAACCUUGUCCUCUGAAGGCAAAUGCUACGGGGACACGAACAAAGACACCAAGGGCGGAACCUAUCAGGUUGGAGACAAUGAGGUUUCCUAUCACGCCCUCGCAAACAUAAUUCCUCCAACUCAGGACGCUCUGAACAAAGCAUUCACCGAAGGGGCCCUCUCCACACAAACAGUCAACCUCGGCGGCGGACCUGAACUCGACCCGUGGCCUUUUGAUUCUCUGGACGACGUUUUACCGGUCGCAGUUCACAGCCAUAACGACUAUACAAAUCAACAGAUCCCGGUCUUUCAGGCUCUCAGUGCGGGAUGUGUUAGUAUCGAGGCAGAUGUCUGGCUUGUCGACGGGGACGUGUCCAUCGGACAUAAAGAGCCAGCGGUAGGCCGUACCUUGGGGAAACAGUACGUCGAACCACUGAAAGCGAUCCUAGACCACAACGGCGGUUCCGUCUACAAAGCCAACACCACCCAAGGGUUCUCGCUUCUGGUGGACUUCAAGAGCAAGGACGACGAGACGCUGGACGCCGUCGUCAAAGCUCUAGACCCUCUCCGCCAGGCCGACUACCUCAGCAAAGUCGUCGACGGGAAGUUCCAGGAAAAGCAAGUCACCGUGGUGGCUAGUGGAGACGCACCCUUUGACCGAAUCAGCAAGUUCGAUGGAAUCCCAGGCAAGGACGUCUUCUACGACGCCAAGCUCACCGAUCUCGACAAGGAAGACUACAACACUCUGAAUUCAUACUGGGCAUCAGCGCAGUUCGGAAAAGCCGCCCGCGGGGAUGUUGAGAACCAGAGGCUGUCAGGAGACCAGACCGGCAAGAUAGAGGCCCAAGUUAAGGCGGCACACGACAAGGGCCUAAAGGUCCGAUAUUGGGAUCUGCCGGGUGAUUAUAUUUGGGAGCAGUUAUCUGCGCUCGGCGUCGAUAGACUGAACGCUGAUGAUAUGUCGGCUACAGCACGAUUGCCGCGGAUUUCGUAG
Messenger RNA from Anthostomella pinea, 1389 nucleotides. The record is from the annotation of a GenBank genome assembly. NCBI's taxonomy places the organism in Eukaryota, Fungi, Ascomycota, Sordariomycetes, Xylariales, Xylariaceae.